Messenger RNA from Prunus mume (Japanese apricot), 390 nucleotides. The record is from RefSeq and is a predicted model, not a curated record. NCBI's taxonomy places the organism in Eukaryota, Viridiplantae, Streptophyta, Magnoliopsida, Rosales, Rosaceae.
AUGGGAAGCGCUUGGAGGCUUUUGUUUUCUUUGCUUUGCAUUCAAAUCCUUGUAGCGAGUGUGGUUGCAAGGAAUAUAGUGAGUGUGCGGCAUGACGAGGAGGGAAAGAACUUAGCUUUUGGGAAGGGAGGGGGAUUUGGCGGUGAAGGUAGUGGUUUUGGAGGCGUCGUUGGUAGUGGUGUUGGGAGUGGUCUUGGUGGUGGCAUUGGUAAAAGUGGCGGGGUAAGCGGUGGUGGAGCUGGUGGUGGCUUUGGAAAAGGACGACGCAUUCUCAAGAGGGGUGGGGGUGGUGGUCGUGGUGGCAAGCAUGGUGGAUUCCAUGGUGGUGUACAUGGUGGAGCUGGGGGUAGAGUUCACAGCGGUGCUGGUGGUGGAUUUGGAAAAGGCUGA